This is a messenger RNA of Spodoptera frugiperda (fall armyworm), 729 nucleotides long. RefSeq names its product mpv17-like protein. Bases 78 to 626 code for a protein of 182 amino acids. NCBI's taxonomy places the organism in Eukaryota, Metazoa, Arthropoda, Insecta, Lepidoptera, Noctuidae. Gene Ontology annotation, cellular component: membrane; cytoplasm. The record is from RefSeq and is a predicted model, not a curated record. The transcript has a single exon.
GAAUGACAGACAAACAUCACUCAAAGUUUAAAACCAAGCAUUUUUGUAUCAACAAACAAAGUUCACAUUAAGUAAAAAUGGGUGCUUUGACGAAAAUCCGUCAUUUACCGGAACAGUAUCCAAUGGUCCGUGGCAUGGUGUCGUAUGCCAUCAUCUGGCCGACGUGCAGCAUAACCCAGGAGUAUUUGGAACGUGGAACGACCAUAGACCAGGCGGACUGGGCCCGGGCUGCUCGCUUCGGGUUCUUCGGAGCUUUCUGCAUGUCUCCUGUGUUCUACUGCUGGAUGAAGUACACUAGUCGGUUCUUCAGGAAGAACUGUAUUGUGUCUGCUAUAAAGAGAGCUGCCAUCGAACAGAUAACUUACGGUCCCCUAGCAUUAACCUAUUUCUACUUCGGAAUGAGUUUACUCGAAAUGAAACCGAUCAGCGCUUGCGUUACGGAGGUGAAAGAGAAGUUCUGGCCGACCUACAAGACGGGAGUGUUUUACUGGCCCUUGGUACAGACGUUAAACUUUUAUUUUAUCGCAGAAAACAAUAGGAUUAUCUUCGUAAGCGCCGCUAGCUUCAUCUGGACAGUAUAUCUAUCGCAUAUGAAGUCAAAGUCUGUGUCAGAGCGACCGAAAUGAGAAAUUGUAAUCUGAAAUGACAAAGUGUAUUUAAUUAUGUUAGUUACAAGUUAUUUUUGUAUAUGUAACACUAUUUUUAUGUUAAGAUUUAAAUAUAUUGGUU